Molecule: messenger RNA, 5779 nt
Organism: Vicia villosa (hairy vetch)
Lineage: Eukaryota; Viridiplantae; Streptophyta; Magnoliopsida; Fabales; Fabaceae
Product: protein MAIN-LIKE 1-like
Exons: 3
Coding region: 4000-4914 (304 amino acids)
Biological process (GO): meristem maintenance; meristem development
Source: RefSeq, a predicted model, not a curated record
GAAUUGGUCAUGGCAUGAUGUUCCUUUUAUACUCAAUUGAGUUUAUGAGAAACGUAUUAAGCAUGCAUUUUACAAGUAUUAUAUUUCUGUUUAUUUGGUUUAUUACUUUCUUUUCGUGCAAACAUUAUGUUAUUUCUGUUUAUGACUUUUGUCUGUCUGGUGGAACAAGAAAAAGUAAUAUGCUUUGGUAACAAAUGAGGUGACCUCGUAUAUUGGUAAUGCUAAAACCUGAAACUACUCUUUUUUGUUUGUUCUUACUGCUAUUCUUUUUAGCGACAAACUAGUCUAAAGGUUUUGUCUUCAGCUCAAGACAUGUUUUCAUUUUUAGUCCUUAAAAAAUCUUGUAGUUUAAAGUGGAUUCAAUAACUGAACUAAACCAAUCAAACCUGCAUUCUUUUGGUUCGGGUAUCUGUUUAUCAUCAUACAAAAUUGAUCGUCCAAAAUCUGAAUCAAGCUAUUAUAGUUUAUUGUUACUUUUUUUUAUUUGAUAUUAUAGUAGUUUUAUGUUAGUACUAAUGUGUUUUUAGUUAAUAUACAUAUUAGUUUGGGUAUUUAUUUAAUAGUAUAUAAAAUCUAUAUUGUAUUUAAGAAGGUUGAUUUGUUAUAGAUUUAAAAAAUAAAUUGAUUAAAAUUUUAAAAAUGUAAACCUGAUUGAACUAAAUCAAAUCAACUUGAUCUUCAUUGGCUUUAUUCAAAUUUUCCGAGGAAAGUUUUAAAAAUUGAUUUUUGAGUUGUAAAAUUAGACAAGACUAAACUUAUAAGAUUUCCUAACGAGUUGACCGACCUCAAGGGAUUUCGUCAUGUAUUUGGUGUCAUGCAUGCAAGGAUGUGACACUCUAUAAAAUCAUUUUACGUAGUCGUAUACCGUACUCCAUGGACGAAGAUCUGACACACAACAUACAUCCUCUAGGACCAAACGUUCAUAGUAUGCUACCAAAAUUUCAUCAACAUACCUGCGGAGGACAUUGACAGGAGAAGCAACGACUGGGUCUCAGGAUAUAUCCUAGAUAAUACCUAAACUAACACAAGACUCGCUCAGGUAGAUUGGGGGGGGGGGGGGUUACAUCCAACCUUCUAAAGUACAAAGAUAUCACCUUCAAGAGUUGUGUCUCAUGGUGAUCGGCGUAUGACAUGCGACAAGUAUCAUCUGACACGAUACCAUCAAGAACAACUCAGAAUGAGUCGAUCGCCUGAUUCCCUCGAAGCUGGAUGAUCGAGCACGAACAUGGAAAAGCCUCAAAGUAGUCUUCUACAUAUGCCCUGUUGGUGAAACAUGGAAAAUACUGGUGGUUCUAUGUCUAAAAAUGGUUUAGAUGAAAUAUUAGUAACAAUGCAACACAAGUAUUCUGACAUUAAUAUUGAUAAAGAUGAAAAAAAAUUAUCAUAAAUAGACAGUUUCCUGUCAGUUGUCGAGUCUUCCAUAUACUACCCUCAACUAAUUUGGAGUAGAAGUACACCAAAAAAGAGACUUCCCAGUUGUGAAACCUCUUCAAGUUAAUGAAAUAUCUGAGGUAGACAACAUCGACUAGAUGACACUUUUAUUCACAAAAAUGGACGUGUCGACCAAAACUAAGAGGUAUGAUCUCAAUGCACCUACUAUAUAGUAUGCAACUUGUGCAUCAUCACCAUCAUCAUCCAGAGCUAGAGCCAUGUGGUUUUCACACAGAUCCACUAGGAAUGAAAAUCUAGCAUGACAUCCUCUAGUGUCAUCCAUCUUCUGUUAGGCUUUUCUCGAGCUAGCUCCCAAAUAUGUCGCCAUCAUGUCUAGUGCUUUAACUCUGCUGGUUAUGGAGUAGUUUUAUAAUUUUCCCUAGAUCGAAAGAUGUAGGAGACAUAAUACAUCAUCAAGUAUGAUGGACAUCUCACAAAUAAGUGAAAUGAUGACGUAUCAGCGUGACAUCUCCACAAAAGUAGACAAUAAGUCAUGAUUAACAUAUCCAUAUUUAGUCAUGCAACCUAGAUAAAUGCAUAACAUUUAGGAACCACGACUCAUCAGGUUGUGUCAACUUUACAACCUUCUACCUUGGUUGACACAUUUUAACGUAUCAUGAUACUGGUAAAAAACACAAUACAUCCAUCAUCAAUCAAUUAAAAUAUUAUAACAUAGAUAUUUUAAAAAGUAAUUAAAGAUGUAUGUUACCUCUCCUUUUCAUACGUGCCUAACAUCAUGGUCUAGAUACAAAGGAAGUAGUGAAAGGUCUGAGGGACCUUCUAGGAAACCAUCAUGCGUAACAACAUCCGUUGUAUCUCGAGCAACAAGAGCUUUUGGGGCAGGAGAGGCUUCUAGGACAUUAGGGAACACAUGAAUCUGGGAAGACGAUGUUGGAUACACAUGAACUUGGGAAGACGAUCCAUCAUAAUCAAAAGAAGUCUCUCCAACUGCAGGUCGCACGGGUCUAGCUAUUUUCUUGCGAAUAGAAGCAUGUUGGGCCAGUCUACCAUGUCUCAGUCUUUCCUGGUUGUCAAACAUUUUUCCUGCAAUCAAACAAGCAAAGCAGAGAGAUGCCAUAAUAAAAUUCAGAAACAAGUACAAAAAGAAACAAACCAAAAAUCAGAUAAUAGGCUAUUUCAAAAAUCUUCAGACAAAGGGUUCGAAUUUUGAAAUCCAGCAUGCACUAGAAUAGAAAAACAAACUAAAGAACAAAGCAUGCACGGAAUCUAAGCUCCACUCUUCGAAAAUUCAAAGCAACGCAGUUCGGGACAAACACAUAUGGCAUAUCUAUAGUAUUUAAGUCUAAAAUAUCAUACUUAUAAACUAUUUAGGUAAUAUAUGCAUGUGAAAUCAAAAAAGAAAAGGGAAUGAGCAACUUACCAAAUCAAUGUUCAAUACAUGCAAUGUAGUGGAGUAUAGUUAUGAUAAGAUUCAAUGAAAGAUAUAUAAGCUCCAAGAAUACUUGAAAAUAAGGAGAACAAGCUCUGUAAAUGUAAAUGAGGAGAAACUCUCUAUUUUUUGUUUUGUUUUUGCUCUUUUGCAGAAAUGAAAAUGAGAAGGGAGAAAGAAAAGUACGAGUUUACUUAAUUAGAAGCGUCCAGAUUCCAAUAUCCAGACUUUGAAAUUUGUAGUAAUUUUGAAUUGUGUGGUCUUGAGAUUGGUUACGAAUGUGAUGUGUUAGGUGUGAUCGGUGUUUGAUUUGUAUACUUUACUAUAUAGAUUUCCAAGUCCAUAAUUUUUUAAGGAAAUUUCUUUAUAGACCUCCCAACCUUCUAGGUCACCUCUGGUGAAAAACCACAUAUAUCCCUGACUUCGGAAAUGCAUUUACGAAAUGUAAGAAAAAGGUGUUUUCGGAGAUGCAUCUCCGAAAGCGCCUUUUUUUUUAAAAAUUUGUCUUAUUUCGGAAAUGCAUUUCCGAAAACACCAGUUCGGAAGUGCAUUUCCGAAAUACUGCGCGUUUUGUAGAUUUAGCAAAACAACCCCCUCCCCCCAAAUCAUUUGCCCUAAACCAAUAUCAAACUCAACCCCUCUGAGAUUUUCUGCAAACCCACUUCCAAGGCUGCAUCAAAGGCUCCAAUCACCUUGCUAUACUACAUUCAAAAGCUCUCGAAUCACUUCAAUUUGUAAGUUUUAUAAUUGUUAGAUCCAUAUUUCAAAUGAAUGUUAGGGUUGUUUUCAAUUGCAUAAAUGAUAUAGGGGUAGGUUGUUAGUAGUAUUUAGGUUGUUAGAAGCAUUACAAGUUGUUUUGAAGUUGGAUUUUGGGGUCUGCCAUGGAAGUUGCAGAAAACUUCCUCGGAGGGGUGUUUCGGAAGUUCAUUUCCGAAAACACCUCCAUUCCUAGUUUCGGAAAUGAACUUCCGAAUUGUAUCAGAAGUGCAAUUUUUUUUUAGUUCUUUAUGUUGUCUCGCAUAAUAAUUGAUUUCAUUUGUUUUCAGGAACAUGUCAGACAACCAAGCACGCAUCAGACAAGGUAGAGAGACCCAAACUGCGUCGGCUAGACGCGAGCGGGCGGCGGCGCAGCUGGCGUCGACACGGGACGGGGACGACGUGUGCGAGUUCCCGUGGAGAUGGACGAGGGUACCUCUGCAUCUGAAUCGAGGAGUCGUCUGGCUCGGGUAUCUUCUUCCCGCCAGCGAGAGGAGGAGGAGGUAUCGGAGGUGGCAGUGUCAUACCACGAGGCGGAGGAGGUACCGGAUGUUGACCCUCCACUCGGGGAGGAGGAUGAGCAGGAGGGGGGCUACCCGGGAGGCCCCAGUGACACUUCCGUGCUGAUAUCCUACCGCGAGCACGUCGCUCGGCCUAUCUGGGAGGGAGAGGAGAGAGAGCCGUUGAAAAUGGUGAAUCACGGCCGGAAGGUUUUCAGUCUGUUUAAACCGAUUGCCGAGUGGUUUAACGACGCUGUGAGAGGUUCAUGGCUUAGUGGGCUCUGCAUGACAGGGUAUUCCACCAUCAGCCACGACAUGCAGGGGACCUUUGUGGAGCGGUGGCACAAGGAGACAUCUUUUUUCCACUUGCCGGUUGGGGAGAUGACGAUCACCUUGCAUGAUGUGCAGUGUCUUCUCCACCUGCCGAUCAGGGGGGCGCUGUUGACCCACUCCCGGAUCCAGAGGAUCGAAGCCAGUGAGUGGAUGACGCUCUAUUUGGGUAUGGAUCCCGAAGCUGCUGACUACGAGUGCAUCACGACAUCUGGGCCUCAUAUCCGGUUCACCACACUGAGUCGUUAUUUCGAGCACCACCUGGUUGCGGCGGCCGAUGCCGAGGAUGCGGGUGACGACCUAUUUACACAUUAUCACCGUGGCUGCGCUCUCCGGUGCUGGUACAUGCAUGUGGUAGGCGCUGCGAUCUUUGUGGACAAGAGUGCGAGGUACGUCGACGUGACCUACCUCCGCUACUUCAUGGACUUGACCACCGUUCACCAGUGGAACUGGGGGGCAGCUACUCUGGCAUACCUAUACCAGAAGCUGAAUGAGGCCUCCAACUAGAGGACGAGGCAGUUGACCGGAUCCUGCACACUACUCACGAGCUGGAUCAUCUCUUACUUCUCCUGGAUCCACGGCUUUCACAUUGAUCCUGAGUACGUUGACGCCAUGCCCAGGGCCGCCAGAUACGUUCUCCAGAGGGGGAACAAUGCGGUGGGAGCAUACCGUGGGUACCUGGACCGCACGAUGCACGAUGACGUCACCUGGAGGCUAUUCAGCGACUACACUCAGGUUGUCCCCUUUGACGGCAUAUCUUUGUAUUCUGGCUGGUUGGCAUGCGGGACCAACAUCACGGUCCGAUAUCUCCCUGAGCGGUGCAUGCGGCAGUUCAGAUUUGUGCAGAUGAUACCCAGGUCACCUUUUGAGGCUGCUCCCGACACAGUGACCAGAGUGCAGCUCACUGCCAUAUUUGAGGAUUGGGAGAAUCAUGUGGUACCGGAGGAGUAUCGUCGCAUUCGGGUUACCCAGGACUGGCACAGUGUGGAGGGGUACGUCACAUGGUUCUACCGGGUGUCACAUCCUCUGCUGACACCCGACGCUCCCGGCGCUCCUAGGCCAGCACACGAGGAGAUCCUGGAGAACCAGCAGGCCGAGGAUGACCACACCAUUGAUCUCCUGCCGAUCUGUCAGCGGAUAGAGAUGCUUGGGCGGGACGCGUUGGAUCGAGGUGUCGUUCAUCGGGGCGGUCCAGAGGCAGUCGCCGUGAUGGAGAUGAUUGUCACUGAUGCAGGCCGUGCGGCGGCAUACAGGCGGCAGAGGAGGUCUCAGGGAGAGAGGGUUAGGCAUACCCAGUAGUGGUCGGGUUUAUUAUUUUUUUUGUUUUCGGAUUGUAUCUUUCGUACACCAUUAUUAUUUGGAUUUGGAUCGG